Molecule: messenger RNA, 1332 nt
Organism: Neoarthrinium moseri
Lineage: Eukaryota; Fungi; Ascomycota; Sordariomycetes; Amphisphaeriales; Apiosporaceae
Exons: 1
Coding region: 1-1332 (443 amino acids)
Cellular component (GO): catalytic step 2 spliceosome
Source: RefSeq, a predicted model, not a curated record
AUGGAGUCGAGGCCAGCCGCGUCGACCGCGCUGGUGCGCAAGCGAAGCGAGAUGGAGCUGAUGCCUCCGCCGCCGGCGCCGAAGCGGAUCAAGCGCCCGAAGAAGGUCCUCGACGAAGACACCUACACCGACGCGCUGUCGCAAAUCAUCGCCCGCGACUUCUUCCCGGGCCUUCUGGAGAGCGAGACGCAGCAGGAGUAUCUGGACGCGCUGGAAUCGAAGGACCAGGAAUGGAUCAGCAGCGCUGGCAGGCGGCUGCACCAGGUCAUGACGCCGGGCCGGCACAAGUCGAGGCGCGGAACGUCCCUCGCCCCCGGAGCGCAGACGCCGCGCGGCUUCGUCGGGGACACGCCCGUUUCUGUGUCUGGUGACUCCACCGUCCCGUCCGCGCCGCCCGAGAAACCGGACGUGGACACCAGUAUGAGUCUGGGCGCUUUCCAGUCCAAGUACACGAGCGAAGACAACGAGAGCUUCUACAAGCUGCUGGACAGGCAGAACAGCAAGAGGGCCGAGAAAUACGCAUGGCUGUGGGCGGGCAACAAGCUGCCCUCGAAGAUGCAGCUGAAACAGAAGCAGGUCGAGGCCAAGCUCGCCGAGACGCGGAGCCUGACUGAUGACGGAUUCAAGCGGGAUAGGCUAGCCAUCCGGGACCGCGACGAACGACCGGCGCAGCCCGACAGCUGGAAGGCGCUUCCCAACAACUCGCUCAUGUUUGAGCCGGACAGCGUGGAGGACUCGAUGGAGACUGUCGCUCAGAAAUCCGAAGCUAUCUCCAGAGCGGCGCCGAAAGCCGUGAACUACCAGAACACAAGAUUAGCGCCGCCAAAGGUCAGCGACGAGGAGUCAGAGCCGGGCUCGCCGUCUCUCUCGGCUGUACGAGACGCCAUUGCAGGGAGACGAACCGGGAGUGUGGCCACCUCCAGCAUUGUUGGCAGCGAGACGCCGCGCGUGAACAGGUACGCCUUUGUGGACGACGAGGAGCCCGAGCACGAGGCUCCAAGGGCGCCCAAGAUCGAUCUUGGCCCCGGCGAUGCGACGCCGAACCCUUUCGUGAUAAAGCAUCAAAGCAGGAGGGAAGCACUCCACCACCGCAUGGUAGACAAGAUUUCAGAGUCGAAGAGGACGUCGAGCAAGGUUGGGAUGACUGGCAAAGUCGACAGCACACCGGUACCCAAGUUUCCUAGUAGUCCUCGCAUCGGCGGAGGACUCACGCCCGCCGCGCAGCGGCUUUGGGGCAAGAUUGGUGGCGGUGGAGGACAGACUCCACGCACGCCUUUCGGCGACUCUACGCCGGCGCGGAAGGUGUCAAAGCUGAGGCAGGUGACGAAAUGA